Microtus ochrogaster (prairie vole) is the source of this 3749-nucleotide messenger RNA. RefSeq names its product zinc finger protein 175. Bases 282 to 2150 code for a protein of 622 amino acids. NCBI's taxonomy places the organism in Eukaryota, Metazoa, Chordata, Mammalia, Rodentia, Cricetidae. The record is from RefSeq and is a predicted model, not a curated record. Gene Ontology annotation, molecular function: RNA polymerase II cis-regulatory region sequence-specific DNA binding; DNA-binding transcription factor activity, RNA polymerase II-specific. The transcript is spliced from 5 exons. Gene Ontology annotation, biological process: regulation of DNA-templated transcription.
AGAAAGAGUCUUAUUUUGCCUGUAUUUUCUUCACUGCCAGGCAGGUGCUAAGGACUUGAUUCCCAAAUCCUAUGAACACUGCACCUUUCUUUGGAAAGCUCACAUCGCUUACUGUCUUCUCUUCUCACACUAAAGGCUCCCUGGGUCGUGCCAAGUCAUUCGCGCUGCUGAUUUUCCAGCACAGCACAGCUGAGUUCUGCACGUCAGCUCUACUCAGAGGCUCCACAUGCUCACCCGAAUCCUGAGGCAAUCCGAGACCCAGAGGAGACAGCACAGAGGACAUGUCUACUGACGGGGGUUUCUGCCAGAAGCCCCAGAGACUGGAAGCAGAUGAGCAGUAUGGAUUGUGUGAGAGACUGGUGUCCUUUGAGGAUGUGACUGUGGACUUCAGCCGGGAGGAGUGGCAGCAUCUGGACUCCGCCCAGCGGUGCCUGUACCAGGACGUGAUGCUGGAGAUCUACAGCCACCUCUUGGCAGUGGUUAACCAGUACAGAGUCCAUUGCAUACCCUCUAAGACCUACGAAGAUGCAACAGAUCCAGUAGCCUUGCAACUCACAGGGUAUCCCAGGCCGGAGGCCAUCCUCAGGAUGAAGAACGCUGAUUUCCCACAUCAGAGGUGUCUGUGUCAAGGGGAAUCAGAGCAUGACUCAGCUCGUCAAAUUUGUGCGAAAGCUGCGUUUCCAAAUGAUUUCUCUGAAGAAAUCACUAAACGUGGUUCAUACUCCGUUAUAGAGGAGGUCUGGCAGGAUGGGGAUCCUACGAGGACGGAUCAGCCAAACCAGAGCCCACUCUUGAGUUCUGCUGCUUUCUUCACCCAGAGACCACUGAUGAGUGACGAGACUUACGCGUGUGAGGCGCCCAGGGGGUCCGUUCCUUUAGAUCUCCACCUCAUUUCCACACAGGAGAAGUUUCCAGAGUGUUGCUCAUUUGAGAAACCUUUGCAGCCUAACCCUAACCUUGAAGCACGUAGUGAACAUCAGAGCAGUGCCACCAGGCAGCCCGAUGGCACUGUCGAAUCCUGUCAGCUCUUCACGCGAAGCCCGCCUAAUGCUCUAUGUGCAGCUUCUGACAGAGAGGAGAAAGCAUGGGAAGGAAAGGUUCUCAGCCCAAAGCCACCACUCAGGAAGCAUGACGUUCUUUCUCAGGACGAGCCAGUUGAAUAUACUGGAUGUGGGAAGGGCUUCCCGGCCAGGCCAGCUUUGUGCCCGCAGCAAGUGGCUCUCACUAGAGGGACACCUUUUAUUUGUCACAGAUGUGGGAAAUCCUUCCUCCAAAACUCUGAGUUGAGCUCUUGCCCAGGAACGAACCGAGGAGAGACACCUUCUGAAUGUCCUGACUGUCUGAAACCACUCACAAGGACAUCCGACCUGCAGGUGCACAAGGAAGUCCACACAAAGAAGCCUUACAAAUGCCACUACUGUGGGAAGUCAUUCAGCUAUGCAUCCCACCUAAAGGUGCACCUUCGAACGCACACAGGUGAGAGACCGUAUGUGUGUUCUGACUGUGGGAAAGCCUUCAGCCAAAAGUCGGUCCUCACCACACACCAGAGAAUCCACACCGGGGAGAAGCCUUACACUUGCAGCCACUGCGGGAAAUUGUUUGUUUAUGCAUCAGAUCUGAAGAAGCAUAGCCGGUUUCACACCGGGGAGAAGCCUUACGAAUGCCCCGACUGUGGGAAGCUGUUCAGUAAUAAAUCCCACCUGCCCGUGCAUCAUCGAAUACACACCGGCGAGAAACCGUACAAAUGCUGUGACUGCGGGAAGUCCUUCAGGAAGAAAUCCCACCUUCAAGUACAUCACCGGACACACACUGGCGAGAAACCCUACAUAUGCUCCGACUGUGGGAAAGCCUUCAGCCACAGCUCAGUUCUCAGCACACAUCAGAGAAUUCACACUGGGGAGAGGCCUUACGCGUGCAGCGACUGUGGGAAAGCCAUGUCAUCUAAAGCCCAACUGAACGAGCAUCAGAGAAUCCACACGGGUGAGAAGCCAUACGUGUGCACUGAGUGUGGGAAAGCCUUCAGUGGCAGGUCUUCCUUACAGGCACAUCAGAGAACUCACAGGAGUGAAAAACCCUUUCUCUGUCACCAGUGUGGGAAAGGCUUCCUGCGCAGGUCACAGUUGUCAUCUCACCAACAAACACACUGCUGAGAACCCUUAGUGCUGUGUGUGUGUGUGUGUGUGCGCGCGCGCGCGUGCGUGUGCAGUUGUUCUGUCUCCACGCCAGCCAAAGGCCAUCACCACAUGGAAAUAGAAGAAAACAUUGCCAGUGAUGGACUAGGAAAGUUCUCAACAGCUGAAGGUCCGUCUAUUUCAUUCUGUGCAGAGACCUGAAAUGGGUUCCAAUGCACAAAGUCCUUCAAACGCAAGUCAGAUUUCAGUAGACCCAGGGACUCCUACCUCACCCUGUUCUUACAGAUAAUGUGAUCUUGUGGAAGACUUUCCCACAAAGUCAAAUCCUUUUCCAUGGUUGGUUUUGUUUUAAUUUUUUAAAAAAACUUUAAAAGACUUCUUAUUAUGAAAGCUUGGCCGAUAGCUUGGAUUUGUUCCUAAUUAGCUCUUGUAAUUUAGAUUAACCCAUUGGCAUUAGUUUACUUUCUGCCUCAUGGCUUUAUUACCUCAUCUCCAUAAUGCCCAUCUUGCCGGCUCUGUGUCUGGCUGGCGAUGUCACCAUCUUCCCAGCAUCCACUGUUCCCUGAAACCCUGUCUAGCUAUUGGCCUGCUGUGGGACAAUGGUUUGUACCCUGUCAAUUGUAUUUUAAUAAAAAGCUGAUUGGCCAGUAGCCAGGCAGGAAGUAUAGGUGGGGACAACCAGACAGGAAGUAGAGGCGGGUCAAUGAGAACAGGAGAAUUCUGGGAAAUAGGAAGUCCUAGUCUGCAGUCGCAACCCAGCCUCAAGGAAACGAGAUGUGACUGCCUCGCCAAAAAAAGUACCAAGCCAUGUGGCUAACAUAAACAAGAAUAAUGGGCUAAUAUAAGUUAUAAGAGUUAAUAAGAAAUCUGAGCUACUAGGCCCAAUCAGUUUAUAACUAAUGGAUACCUCUGUGUGAUUUCUUUGGGACUGAAUGACUCAGAACCAGGCAGGACAGAAAACCUCAGCCAACAUUGGCUAUUCAGCUUUUUAUUAAACCAGUCACAGUGUAAAGGAAUAUUCCACAAAAGUUCUUUGUGUCUUUCGCAUCAUGCACCUCAAUCCUGUUCUUUUUCUCAUGCCUUUAUAUCUACCCUCUGCUCUUGCAAACCGCCCUGAAGAAAAAAAGAAAAACCAGUCUUGUCAUCGAAGGUGUAGUGUGACUCAGUGAAUCAUGCAAUAAACCUUUUUGUCCAUAUAUCUUUACUUGCAAGGGUUCAAAGCCUUUGGUUUCUGCUAAACUAUAGAUGGUUGGCACUCUUCUCGGAUAUCCUGUUGCCCUGUGUCAUGGAGACCCUUCAGCUUUGGGUUUUAUCCAUGUUUUUUAAUUUAAAUAAAGACACCUAAUUAUAGCUUGCAUUGCUUAUUUUAAAUAUGCAAAUUAUACCUGAGGAAAAAAGAAUGAAGGGUUGUAAGGAAAAGUACAAAUAUCAAUGUGCAUGCAUUGCUGUGUGUAUGCAUGCCUUUGGGUACACUUGUCUGUGGGUGUCUUCUUGUGUACUAUGAGAAAUCUUACCUUGAGAAGACAAGUAUCUACCUCCUCCCAAGUCCUCCCCCUGAAGCCCAACUUAGGGAAUUGGUGAGUUUAUUAGACAUACUUAACAGAGCAUGAGGGAUAC